AUUGACCUCCAAGCCGAAAGAUACAUGCCAUUUAUGAUUCGAGUUCCCUUUUACCAAACACCCUUCUCGGUUUCCUCUCUCUCUAUCUCUCUCUCUCUGCGGCUGUUCUUGUUCUCGUGGUGGGGCGUGACUCCUUUUGGUCGAGCAAUGCUUGUCACCUACUCAUUUUUAGCUCCCACUUCCCGUCCUUCCUUCUCUUACUUGUUAAGAAGAAUGAUCGAGUGAGUGCGCAAGAAAACCUUUGCCGUUUAGUAGUUGAUUCGAUGGACAGGCACACCUGCAAUCUCUGCUUCCGCCGCUUCUCCAACGGCCGCGCUCUCGGGGGGCACAUGCGCUCGCACUUCAUCGCCGCCGCCCCUCUGGCUAGGCCGCGCUCACACGGCUACUCUUCGGACUCCACCUCCUCCGCCCAACGUGCGGCGGAGCGUGCAGUUGAGGAGGAGGAGGUGGUGGUGGUGGAGAUGGAGAAGGAGGUGGGACUCUGUUACGGCCUCCGCAUGAAUCCCCGGAAGAGCUUCCGGCUCGUGGAUCCCGAGUUCUCCUCUUCCACCUUCGCGGCUGUGGAGGCAGCCGGCUCCUGCGACGUCGUGCAGGACGGGGAGAGCGAGACCGAGUCCCCCCGCGGCCAGCGCCUCCCGACGAAGCGCCCCUGCAGGGCCACCGCCCCUCCGCUGGAUCAGCCGGAGGGGGAGCCGAUGAGCUCCGUCUCGGACGCGACCCCUGAGGAGGACAUCGCCCUCUGCCUCAUGAUGCUCUCCCGCGACUCCUGGGCCGCUACGGUGGAGGAUCGCCCGUUGGACGGCUCCGAUGACGAGGACACCCGCCGGCCCGCCGCCCGACCGCGGCCCCCGCCAAGGAAGGGGCGAAGUCGAUACCAGUGCAGCGCGUGUAAGAAGGUGUUCCGGUCGUACCAAGCUCUCGGCGGCCACCGAGCAAGCCACAAGAGGACCAACGGCUGCCGCCCGGUCACCGAGCCCCGGAUCAACAGCGAAGCCGACUCCGUCGACGCCAAUGCCGAUGCCAAGGUCCACGAGUGCCCCUUGUGCUUCAGGGUCUUCAGCUCCGGCCAAGCUCUUGGCAGCCACAAGCGGUCGCACUUGACGUCCUCCGCCACGACCGUCGCCGGCAACUCGCGGUUGGCAGCCCCUCCGCCGCCAUGCUCUCCGCCGAGCACGUCCCCUGUCCCCGCUGCCACCAAGCACGGAGGCAACUUCGGUCUUAUCGAUCUCAACUUGCCAGCGCCAGAGGAAGACGACGCCGAGCUGUCGGCCGUCGAAAGCACGCAAUCUGUACCCACACAGCCGGCACGUCGAAAGCAUGCAAUCUGAGCAGGCCUUCUAACACCGGAGCAUGCGAUACCCAAGUCCAAACUCCAAAGCAGAGGUAAGACUCUCAGAGACAAAGAAGCACAAAAAAGGUAGCCCCUUUGAAGUAAAUUAUGCAGCAUCAAAUCCUUUUCCUUCCGCACUGAUAUCGGAUAAAGCUGGUGUCUUGAUGAUUUUGUUUGUAUGAUUCUGCUCCUCUUUGCUUCUGCUGACAUAAGUUCACAGGUUUCUUGUGGUGUUCAAGUUGCAGCUGUUGCUUACUGUAACAGCUGAUGAACAGUAGGUGACAUCAAUGGCUUUCAGCAACUGCUUCAAUAAAAUUAGAAUCAAUUCUUCUUCUUCUUCUCAUCUUCUAUACAAAGUGAAUUAAAUUAGCCAGUGAGAGAAGAGCAGAGCAGCUGGCAGCUGCUAUCGUUCUUCUUCAUCCGAUCUGUUCCCUCUGAUACUUGGUCUUUUCUUCAACCUUUGCUUCGCUUCUUCACUGAUACUCCUCUGGUACACGGCGCCUCAGCAUUUCCACGUUCACCUUCUCCAUCCGCCCUCGCUGUUACUGUUGGAUUGGUCCAACCGAGGCCGUGCUGUUGGUGAACCGGGAUUGCGUACGCUUGCGGUGGUGGGCGAGUAUUAAUUGGCCUCGCAUUGGAGUCAUCUAUCCUCCUCCGGCUAAUUACUCUUCCACAACGAAACCGCGGCGUCGGAGCGCACGGUCAAGAUGCGGAACGGUGGGCCAAAGCGUGGUCUUCACGGAGGCACGUCCGAUGCACGUUGGACGGCUGUGAUGGACGGUUCUGCGGGUCUCUCGUUCUGUGCUUGGCUCGGAGCGAGUCGCGUGUAGAACAUGCGACACCUGUGGAGAGAGACCCUCGCUGUUUCAGUUACGAAGCACCUCCACAUCGCGCCCGGUCCGAUUUGGUCUACUUAUUUUCCAGCCGGUUCAGAAGUAAUCUGGAACGGUUCUCGAA
Messenger RNA from Musa acuminata AAA Group (dessert banana), 2287 nucleotides. Its product is annotated as zinc finger protein ZAT9-like. NCBI's taxonomy places the organism in Eukaryota, Viridiplantae, Streptophyta, Magnoliopsida, Zingiberales, Musaceae. The transcript has a single exon. Gene Ontology annotation, biological process: regulation of DNA-templated transcription. The record is from RefSeq and is a predicted model, not a curated record. The coding region runs from base 264 to 1328 and encodes 354 amino acids.